Molecule: messenger RNA, 2220 nt
Organism: Haemorhous mexicanus (house finch)
Lineage: Eukaryota; Metazoa; Chordata; Aves; Passeriformes; Fringillidae
Gene: CREM
Product: cAMP responsive element modulator
Exons: 9
Coding region: 203-1192 (329 amino acids)
Biological process (GO): regulation of transcription by RNA polymerase II
Cellular component (GO): ATF4-CREB1 transcription factor complex; nucleus
Molecular function (GO): protein binding; RNA polymerase II cis-regulatory region sequence-specific DNA binding; DNA-binding transcription factor activity, RNA polymerase II-specific
Source: RefSeq, a predicted model, not a curated record
CAGACGCCAUUUCCUCGGCGCCCCCGCGGCGGCGCGGCUGCAUCAGCGCUGACGUGAGGACGACGUGCGGCUCCGCCCGGCCCGGUCCCCCCCACCCCCUGUGACGGGGGCAGCACGUACAGGGCGGCGGUGCAGGGUUUGGUAGGAGAGAAAGGGAGCCGAAGAGAUCCAAGCUCUUGUUUUAAAACUCACACCUUCCGUUAUGACUAAGUGUGCCAAGAAAUAUCGAAAAGGAGCUGUCAGACUGAUGACCAUGGAAAUGGUUGAACAGGAUGACAAUGCAGUGGAUUCUCUGACAGAGAGAAGUGCUGGUCACCUUCAGAAUCAGCCAGGCCAGAAUCAGAUUUCCUCAGGAUCUGAGGUUUCUGUAGCUGCUUCCAGUGCUGGAAGAGGAUCUCCAGCUGUAACUCUAGUGCAGUUGCCUUCUGGUCAAACUGUUCAUGUCCAGGGUGUCAUUCAAGCCACACAGCCCUCAGUCAUUCAGUCACCACACAUGCAAGCUGUUCAGGUAGCAUCGAUUGCAGAUGAAGCUGCACAAUCAGAAGUAAUAAUUGAUUCUCAAAAACGUAGGGAAAUACUUUCCAGAAGGCCUUCAUACCGAAAAAUUUUGAAUGAGCUCUCGUCAGAUGCACCUGCAGUAGCGAAGAUUGAAGAAGAAGAGAAGUCAGAGGAUGAAGGAACGCCUUCUGGUAUUUCUGCAGUGGCCAUGCCAACCAGCCUGUAUCAUACUAACACAGGGCAAUACCUUACUAUAUCUCAAGGUGGUACAAUUCAGACUGUGACAAAUUCAGGAGCUCCUCAGCCAGGCGCUACCAUUGUGCAAUAUGCAGCACAGUCAUCUGAUGGCACACAACAGUUUUUUGUUCCUGGAAGCCAAGUUGUUGUUCAAGCUGCCACUGGUGACAUGCCAGCUUACCAGAUUCGAACUCCCACUACUACCUUACCUCAGGGAGUGGUUAUGGCAGCCUCACCUGGGACUUUGCACAGCCCUCAGCAAAUGGCAGAAGAGGCCACACGCAAGAGAGAGCUGAGACUUUUGAAAAAUAGGGAAGCUGCUAAAGAAUGUCGACGUCGGAAGAAAGAAUACAUAAAAUGUCUGGAGAGUCGUGUUGCAGUGCUAGAAGUUCAGAACAAGAAACUUAUACAGGAGCUUGAAACCCUAAAAGACAUUUGCUCUUCCAAAACAGAUUAGUAAAAAUAUUUAUUAUACUGUGAACUAAGAUAUGUCCAGUUGCUUUGUAAGACAAUACAUAGCCAACAUGACUUAUGGCUUUCUCUUUGUGUCAUUUAUAAUAUAUUCCAACUCCUAACAUUCCUGAAUGCUUUCCUGCUUUUUGUCAAUUCAUAGCUCUAAUUUCAGGUUUUUCAUGCAUCAUCCUUCUGUCUCCCAAGGAGCCAAAUGUUAAAAGAUAGAAAAAAGUAAAAGAGUGCAUAAUUUCUAAGAGCUGUUUCUUUGCCAUAUAUUUACAAAUUACUUUUUACAUGUUACUGAGUGUCCUGCACAUUCAAAAUAUUUUGCAAUUGUUUUAGAUGAAUCAUAAAGAUAAUGCAUCCAGUAAUACAAGAAAAUCAAACAACCCAAGGUAUCUCAGGAAAGAGUUUAUAAAAGAAUGUUAUGAUUAUAUGUAUGUACUAGCAUACUAGUCUACAGAUGAUUUUAUGGCAUAUUUUUAUAUUAGUUGCUUUGUGGAAAAAAGUAUUGUAUUGCUGUCACUGAGUGCCAUGGUUAAAGAUAGUUUUUAAUAGAACCAUGUUGUUUAACCUGUGUAGUGUCUGAUUUCCUUUAAAAACCUUGUUGAGAUGCUUUAAAAUCCAUGAAUAUCUGAAAGAAGACAAAGAGAAAAAGCACACCAAAGCUCAUGACAUGAUGCUAAAUAUAUUGUAAAUACCUGUAAGAUGCUCUCUGUUAUAUGGCUGCUAUUUACUUAAAUUUUCUGUAAUCUGCAGAAUAUUUGACUCACUGGAGGUCUGUAUAUCAAAAUUUAAAUGUUCAUCCUGAAUACUUCACGUUUUAGAUCCUGUACACCUGUAGAUAGUUGCCUGUAGUGAAGAUUGAUGGUGCAGUUCUUUUCACAAUUUCAGCAAACUACUGAAUAGUGGUCAAGGUGUCCUAAGGAGGGAAGCUUUCCAAUAAGUAACUAUUUGCUGAUUCACUGAGUUCUGGAGUAGCCUACAGAUGAGAGCUGAAGAUCUUUAAAAUAAACCCGUGUUUAAACCAGA